Messenger RNA from Fundulus heteroclitus (mummichog), 4993 nucleotides. RefSeq names its product inward rectifier potassium channel 2. Gene Ontology annotation, cellular component: plasma membrane. The transcript is spliced from 2 exons. Lineage: Eukaryota; Metazoa; Chordata; Actinopteri; Cyprinodontiformes; Fundulidae. The record is from RefSeq and is a predicted model, not a curated record. Bases 408 to 1724 code for a protein of 438 amino acids. Gene Ontology annotation, biological process: potassium ion import across plasma membrane; regulation of monoatomic ion transmembrane transport. Gene Ontology annotation, molecular function: inward rectifier potassium channel activity.
UCUGCUUCAGUAUCGCUGGAGAGGGUUAUGGCCGGAUUCACAGCUGCUCACGGGAGACCAGCAGACGAUAACAAACGGGACACAAUAUUAAGAGAGCGCAGGAGUGCAAAUCUGGUGCAGACCCGAGUUAUAACAGCGACUGAAGAUUCAGUUCGCGCUGCGACAUCCAACAGCCUCUUUCACUAAUGAACUUCAAAGCAAGUGUCCGAGAGGAGUGAGCCGCCGUCACCGACGGUCCGCGCCACUGGCAGAGAAUCCUUGCCUUCCCACAGGCCCCGGUCCUGCUGACCAAGUUUUCUACUAUAGUUUGUCCCUCAGAGAAUUCAAAACUGUUUCUCCAACGCUUCUACCAAAAACUGAGACUGUUUUCCAAAGCAGAAGCAGCCCAGCCUCCACAGUUGGAAGCGAUGGGGAGCCUGCGUAGCCACCGUUACAGCAUUGUGUCCUCGGAGGAGGACGGCAUGAAGCUGGCGUCCAUCGCUGUUCCGAAUGGCUACGGGAAUGGCAACGUAAACAAGGGGCACACGGAGCAGAAGUGUCAGAGCCGUUUUGUAAGCAAGGACGGCCACUGCAAUGUGCAGUUUAUCAACAUGAGCGAAAAAGGCCAGCGUUACCUGGCAGAUAUCUUCACCACCUGCGUUGACGUUCGCUGGCGCUGGAUGUUUCUCAUAUUCUGCCUGUCUUUCCUUUUGUCGUGGCUGUUUUUUGGACUUGUCUUCUGGGUCGUGGCGCUGAUUUACGGGGACUUGGAGAACGAGACUCAGUUAUGCGUUUCCAACGUGGACAGCUUCACGGCUGCCUUUUUGUUUUCAGUCGAGACCCAAACCACAAUCGGGUACGGCUACCGCUACGUGACAGAGGAGUGCCCCAUCGCUGUUUUCAUGGUGGUGUUUCAAAGCAUUGUGGGCUGCAUUAUUGACGCUUUUAUUAUCGGCGCCGUCAUGGCCAAGAUGGCAAAGCCCAAGAAGAGGAAUGAGACUCUGGUGUUCAGCCACUUUGCCACAGUAGCAAUGAGGGACGGUAAGCUUUGCCUAAUGUGGCGGGUGGGAAACCUGAGGAAAAGUCACUUGGUCGAGGCUCACGUCAGGGCCCAGCUCCUCAAGUCCCGCACCACGGUGGAGGGAGAGUUCAUCCCUCUGGAUCAGGUAGACAUAGAUGUCGGCUUUGACAGUGGGAUCGACAGAAUCUUCCUCGUGUCUCCAAUCACCAUCGUCCAUGAGAUUGACGAGGACAGCCCUUUCUACGAAAUGAGCAAGCAGGAGCUGGAGACCUCGGAGUUCGAGAUUGUUGUGAUUCUUGAGGGCAUGGUGGAGGCCACCGCCAUGACGACGCAGUGCAGGAGCUCCUACGUGGCCGGGGAGAUCCUCUGGGGCCAUCGCUUCGAGCCGGUGCUCUUUGAAGAGAAGAACUACUACAAAGUAGACUACUCUCGAUUCGAGAACACCUACGAGGUGCCCAGCACUCCCAUCUGUAGCGCCAGGGAGCUGGCUGAGAAGAAGUCCAACGCCUCCAGCCUGAGGAACUCCUUUUGUUACGAGAAUGAAGUGGCUCUCGAGAAGGUUGAGAUGGAGGAGGAGUUUGAGGAGGACAGCAGCAGGUUGAUGAGGGACGUUGAGGUUAGUGCUCUCGAGGACAUAACCACAGAUUCGGUUUCAAGCGUGGAAUGCAACCUGGACUCUUUGGCUUUAGAAGCAAGGCCUUUAACGGCAGAAUCAGAAAUAUGACUGAAAGGUGUAUUAAAUGGCCGUUAACAUUAACCUGGUUGGUGUUUGUAAGGAUUGUGCAGAAGCAAAGGGUGCACAAAACACCAAAUAUACACUUGUUAAUAUAAUUUAUGGUGACACUGCUUGCAUGGAUUGCAUUAUAAAAUGGGUUACAUGCCAUCACGCACAUACAGUGCAGCAUGUUUCUAAUAACGGAAUAUAAUUUAAAAUAUUUUAGUGAUAAACUAAGUUCCGUUUGGUUAUUUACAUAUUUUCGUUUUUUGCACAUUUUGCGUUAAGCGUCUUGAACUUAACAUGUUUUGGUUGUUUUAUAACUGUCGCAUGAGGUUGUGUAGUUCCAAAUUAAAAUAAAGGUUUGAAAAUAGUUUUAAAAGCAUUUUUAAAACUUGUAUUUAAAGGCUAUUAAGUUAAAUUACCAACACAGAAAUGGGGCUAUGAUUGUUAAUGAGCUGGUCUCUUAGCAAAAUCUUCCAGUAUUCGUAAAUGUGUUAGUUUUAUGUUUUAAAAAUAAUAAUUGAAAAAAAAGUAGGAUCUGCAGAACUUCUGAGCACACUACUCUCCUCAACCUAUCAUCUUGUCCAUGUGCAGAAUCUUUUGCAACGUGUGCCUUAACAAAAGUUCCAGUCCCCGUAGAGGAACUUAGCUUGUUUGGCUUUGAUGGAGCACACACUGCAUUAGAUCUCACAGAGUGAAGACGCAUGAAGACAUGACUCAUUGUUGCAGAUUUCUGCCACUUCGUAAAGGUUUUUGUGUUUCAAUGUGCAAUACUGUCAGGUGUUAGGAAGACACGCGAGGCCCGAUAGCGAGCCGAGGCAAUGAAUGUUAAAAGAGCAGUGCUGCUAAGUUACAUGUAGACAGAAAUGUCAGAGCCAAAUUGUAUUAUUGUUGCUUUCAGGAUGCAGAUUGCACAUUAGCGUUCUAUCUAGCUGUAGACGAGCAUGGUUAUGUGGAGCGUGUUUUCUAAAGCUUAGGUGCACUUUUUUUCUCCUCAGUGGAAACGUCUUCCCCAAAGAAAAGCAUAAAAGUGCUUUGCUACCCCAAGCUAGGCUUGUACGUAUAUACUAUACGUUAAAUAUAAAACCAUAUUUCUUUCCUCAUCUAGCAAUGGUUGACAGAUGGAGUGAAGGAUUAUUGGAACUGAUUUUACCACAGUUUACUCUGUAUACACAUCUGUGUUUUUGACAUGUGAGAUAGGCAGACGUCCUAGUUACACUGCCUUCCAAAAGUAUUUAUACCUUCUGAAGUUUUUUUUAGAAUUUGUACCAUUACUGUUUGUCCCAGCCUUCAAAAUAUUUUGCGGAGUUUUAUGUUAUAGACCAACACAAGCGGUGCAUAAAUGUGAAAUAAAAAUGUAAAAUGUAUGGCACCCAUUACUCUUUAAAGGUAUGUUUCCACCAUCGUUAUACGUCCACAGCAGGGGCGUAGCUAUGGUUGGGCCUAGAUGGGCUUAAGCCCACCCACUUUGAAUCAGGGCCCACCCAAUGAAGUCACUUUCCUUUAAAAAAAAAUGUGUGCUUGUCCCAAAUAUGAAAACAAUAAGCUUCACUUUUAAGUUCUCAGUAAAACAACGACACAGAGGAAGUCAUGCGCCUAAACCUGAAGCAUGAGUCCAACCAUUUUCCCCUUUUUAACUGUUAACUGUAAUAAUGUGUUUAAUAAAAGAAAAGAAAAUAUCAGAAGUUUUGCAUUCAUUAAGAAAACGGUUUCAUUUGUCCUAGGCGUCUGGAUCAAUGAUGCGACGGCAGCCGUUACUUAGAGACAUUGCGUUCAGAAACGGAAGCAAUGACUUUGACAGACUGCCACAGUUUAAAUGAUCCAGAAGGUACUCUGCCGUGUUCGUGGCUCUAAAUCAUCUUAUAGUCGACUAUUUAUUUCCGCUGUCAAUUCAAGGAUGUUCACUUGAACAGAGAAUGUCUUUUCUCCUUCUCCUCGGCCUGUAUCUUCUCCAUAGAAACUUACAAACGUGCAACUUAGAAAUAAACUUACUUAUAGCUAGAAUUAUUUGGCCCACCCAUUUUUUUUUUAAUAGGCCUGGCCAAAAAGCAAUUUCUGGCUAUGCCAUUGCUCCACAGAUUAAACUGUUUGCCCAUUCUCUAAUUCCAAAUGACUUAAACAUUGUGAGAUCGGAUGGAGAGCAUCUCCAAACGCUGAUUUUCCGUUAUUGCCACAGCUUUUCCAUUGGAUUUCAGCUGCAUUUAGGUCUGGACUUUGACGGGGAAUUAAACCAUUGAUUCAAAUCAUUUUAUUGUUCUCCGGUGAUAUGUCUGUAGCAUGAUAGACCUGAAAGGCGAAGUUCUAUUCUAGUCUCAAACCUUUUUAUGCCUUGAACUGCUUUGACUUCAGACGUUGUCUUCAUUCUUGCUCCAUCCAUUUUCCAUCAGUGCUGAGCAGCUCCUUUGUCGUUGUAGAAAUAAAUCUUCCACGCAGCAUGACGUUACUGGGAUGUUCAGGGUGACGUGCAACAUUGUUUUCUGCCAUGUGUGGCAUUGUUCACGUAGGGAAAAAAGUUACAUUUUGGUCUCAUCAGACCAAAGCACCUUCACUUACAUACGUCCCUGACAUGGAGACUCAGCAAAGACACCUAAUGAAAGAGCAGCAGAGACCAAAUUGAUCACUGGGUCUUUGCAGCUCCUCCAGAGUUACUAUGGCCAUCUGGGUCUCUGAUUAAUAAUCUCCUUGAAUAGCGUGUCACUUAAGGUACACUGGCGUAAAGAACGCUGAUGUCCUUCUUUUUCACAAUCAUAGACUGCUUUGUGUUGGUCUGUAAAAUCAAGUUCAAAUAAAGCACAUCAGAGGUUUGUGGUUGCAAGCUGACAAACAUUUAGGUGGUAUUAAUGCUUUUGCAAUGCACUGUAAAUCUUCUGAGUUCCGGUGAGGUCAUAGCAGAAAAGAUGAUUGCUUUGAUUGCCUGAAUACUAACAGAUAUUGCAGUCACAAUAAACAAAUAAAGAAUCCUGCAGGGAUGAAAUGCACACGUUUUAGUCUUACAGAAAGUUUAAUUAUAGUUGUCAUUGUGAGAGUCAACCUUGUGGAUGCCGGAACACUGUAGUGUUUCUGUUUUAGCUUUUUAUUUUUUUACUGUCUUCCCACUCUCCUGCAGAACUUAGACUGUACAGCUUUUUUUUAUCUUUUGUAAAUUAUAUUGCACUGUAUAGUGAUAAUGCAGUCAUUGAAAUCUAUUUAUGUCCUCGUUUUUUUUUCAAUAAAACACUAAAGCAAAUUCAUUAUGAUGUUGAUGCAUUAAUAAAAACAUGACUUCAUAAUGGUUA